AUGUUUUCUUUGAGAUCUUCACUCCUUGUGCUUCCGGCCUUGCUGGCGUGCGCUUCAUCAGAAGAUGCUGAUCGGCGCCUGAUCUACAGUUACGACAACUCGGACAGUCAAACGCCCUGGGGUCGUUUCGCAGGCGGAUUUCCUUACCUUGUCUCCAUCCGGUACAACGGCAAUCACCAGUGUGGAGGGACCUUGAUCCGCGCCAACUGGGUGCUCUCUGCUGCACACUGCUUCUACAGUUCUCCCACGCAGGUCUCCAAGUUUCAGGUGCGAUAUUUGGCAUCUACAACGGCCAACGAUUACACUUUGUCGAACAUUGACCUGAUCGUCGUGCACCCGACCUACCACAUGGUGACCCUGGAUGAUGACAUCGCCCUCAUUCGCUUGUCGACAGCUGCCCCUUCAACGAAACCACUUGCACAGCUCGAGCAGACCUACACUGUGCACAGUGGGAAGCAGGCACUUAUUGCAGGCUGGGGAAGCCUCGAUGCUGCGGGUACCCAGUACGCGGAUGUCUUGAAGGAGGGACCAACCCAAAUUGUGGCGCGUACUCACUGUGAAGCUGCCAACCAGCCGCUUGGUAAAGACUGUGGAAUUGAUUCAGGCAAGGUGGAGGAAGUUCAAUGGUACCGAGUUCAUCUGCAACGACCUGAUUAA
This is a messenger RNA of Symbiodinium sp. CCMP2456, 657 nucleotides long. Lineage: Eukaryota; Dinophyceae; Suessiales; Symbiodiniaceae. The record is from the annotation of a GenBank genome assembly.